Quercus lobata is the source of this 1151-nucleotide messenger RNA. Its product is annotated as ankyrin-3-like. The coding region runs from base 117 to 1151 and encodes 344 amino acids. The transcript has 5 exons. NCBI's taxonomy places the organism in Eukaryota, Viridiplantae, Streptophyta, Magnoliopsida, Fagales, Fagaceae. Gene Ontology annotation, molecular function: protein binding. The record is from RefSeq and is a predicted model, not a curated record.
UUCUCCUUUCUUUUCUGGUUUUCACACCAAUUCUCUCUCAAUCUUCAAGAGUUCCUCUUGUCACCUGUUCCUUUCUAGUAUCUAUACAAGUGCGUGUUUGAAUCUUGGGAUCAAACAUGGAAACAAAGCCUGCCUUCAGUGCAGCUGUGGUUGAAGUUCUUAAGCAAGACAAUUAUUUGGAUUGGAGUGUUCGGGUGAAGACAUAUUUGAUGGCUCAAGAUAUUUGGGACAUUGUUGAAUCUAGGAGCAAUUCUCCUACACCAGAAAAUGAAGCUGCCUUUAAGGUUUGGAGCAAGACGAAUGACAUGGCUUUACAUGUGAUCCAGAUUUCAUGCGGGCCGGACACAUUUUCUGAUAUUAGGGAGAUUACUUCGGCCAGAAUUGCUUGGGAAACUUUGGCAGGAAAGUACAAACCUAAAGGUCCUGACCCAAGUAGCAGUAUGGCUUCAGUUCCUUUAGAAGAAGGCAAGCUUGACUCAAGUAUUAAGCCAGGAGAAAGUGACAAAAAGGGAAACAUUGAUGAUGGCGUUGAGAUUUAUAUGGACUUAUACAAAGCUUUGCAAAUUGGUAAUUGGAAUGCUGCCAAGGAGUUCCUUAAUCGCCAUCCGUGUGCAAUAAGUGCAAAAAUCACAGUUAGGGACCAGACCGCACUUCAUGUUGCUGCUAAAGCUGGACAUGUGCAUAUAGUGGAGGAGUUGGUAAAGCAAAUGUCUGGAGAAAAUUUGGAAAUAAAAGAUAUUUAUGGUCUCACAGCUCUAGCUCAGGCAACUUAUUUUGGAAACUACCGUAUAGCAGAAUGCAUGCUUGGAAAGAAUGAGAACUUGAUCAGUAUUGGAGAUGACGAUGGAAAUAUUCCAGUUGUUCUGGCUCUUUACAACGGGCAUUUAAAAUUGGGUUGUUAUCUCUAUCGGCGCACUCCGCUAGAAAUUCUAAUGCCAGAAAAUGGCACCAUGGGGGCUUCAGUUGUUUGCGAGGCAAUAUAUAACGAAGCUUUGGAUAUUGCUCUGGAUUUAGUCAAGCGUUGUCCACGUUUGGUUUUUGCUCAAGGCGUAACUGGUGACUCCCCUUUUUAUGCACUGGCUUGUAUGUCCGAUUAUUUCCCAAGUGGAAAUCGGCUCGUAUUUUGGAAACGAUGGAUCUAUUCCGGUUAG